Alternaria atra is the source of this 1065-nucleotide messenger RNA. RefSeq lists its product as uncharacterized. Gene Ontology annotation, molecular function: protein binding. The coding region runs from base 1 to 1065 and encodes 354 amino acids. The record is from RefSeq and is a predicted model, not a curated record. Lineage: Eukaryota; Fungi; Ascomycota; Dothideomycetes; Pleosporales; Pleosporaceae. The transcript is spliced from 2 exons.
AUGAAGUUACCUACUGUCCUGCUCUUCAUCGCUUCGUUCACACUCGCGCACCCAAAGUCUCCGCAGCCUCUUUCAUGGACAAUCACACCGACCAACAGUACACAGCAAUUUCGCGGUCUUUCGCCUGUUAAUGACAAGGUCGUCUGGGUAGCAGGCACUGUCCUACGUACCAUCAAUUCAGGUGUAACAUGGAUGAAUGCGUCCCCAAGAUUUGCCGCCUCGGAGAAUGUAUCAGACUUUCAGUUCCGCGACAUUCAAGCCUUUUCCAAGAACACCGCCGUCGCCUUGUCCAUUGGAGAAGGGAAUCUAUCCCGAAUUUAUAUGACGAAAGAUGGUGGAAGGAACUGGAAACCAACGUUCAUUAAUGAGGAAGAAGCAGCAUUCUACGAUUGUAUGGCGUUCGAGACGAAGAAAGGAAGAAAAGGCCAUGGUGUUGCGAUGAGCGACCCUGUGGGAGGCAAGUUCCGGUUGCUGGAGACGUGGGACGGUGGUGCUCAUUGGUCCAUCGUUUCGAACAACACGAUGCCGCCAGCGCUGGAAGGCGAAUUUGGCUUCGCGGCUAGUGGAACAUGUAUUGAAGCUGCGGCGGGUCGAUGGUAUAUCGCGACUGGAGGUGUUGAUCCGGGUCAUAUCUUUUACACCAGUUCCAGCAGUGUCCGUCAAGGCUGGCAAGUCGCCAACUCAACCAUCUCUGGUGGCGCAGCGGCCGGAGUGUUCUCUGUACGUUUCCGCGACACGCGGUAUGGCGUCGCGGUCGGCGGCGACUACGAGCAGCCUACAGCUAGCAAUAAUACGGCAGCUUGGUCGAGUAAUGGCGGCGUAAGCUGGCGGAAGGCUGACACGUUUCCACGAGGGUAUAGAUCGGGUGUCAGUUGGGUCCCUGGAAGGAGACAAGUAGCUAUCGCGGUGGGUACAAGUGGUUCAGACUUCACUGUUGACGGAGGGAGGAACUGGGCGGGUAUAGGUAAUGGGACGUUCGAUGCCGUAGAGUGCAUUGGGAAGGACGUUUGCUGGGCCAGCGGGUCUGGCGGACGGGUCGCAAAGUUGAACCUACGGGCGCUGUAA